CUGAAGCCGUGAAGAAGCAGCUGUUGUUGUUUUUUUAAUUGUGCAAAACCCAGAUAAAAAUAUCGUUCCCGCAGGGCUUAUAUUGCAAUGCAAACCGGGUUGUUAUAAAUAAAAGAUAUGGAAGACAACAGCACAGAGCCGGAGCCCGUGCUGCUCUCGAAGCAUGCCAAGAAUCUAUUGCGCUUUCUCAAUAUGCUGCCGGCGCGCAUGGCAUCGCAUGAUAACACCAGGAGCACCAUAGUGUUCUUUGCCGUCUGUGGUCUAGAUGUACUUAAUUCGUUGAACUUGGUGCCACCGAAAAUGCGACAGGACAUCAUCGAUUGGAUCUACGGCGGUCUGGUGGUGCCACGCGACAACGAGAAGCGAUGCGGCGGUUUUAUGGGCUGUCGUGCUAUGGUGCCGCUUACCGAGAAUUCAGAGGUCUUGGAAUGUAUGCGGAAGUAUCAAUGGGGACACCUGGCCAUGACGUACACCAGCAUUGCAGUUCUGGUCACGCUGGGCGAUGACCUGUCGCGCCUGGAUCGCAAGAGUAUUGUAGAUGGUGUGGCGGCGGUGCAGCGGCCAGAGGGAAGCUUCAGUGCCUGCAUCGAUGGCAGCGAGGAUGAUAUGCGGUUUGUUUACUGCGCCGCCACCAUCUGCCACAUGCUCGACUAUUGGGGCGAUGUUAACAAGGAGGCUAUGUUCCAGUUCAUCGAAAAGAGCCUACGCUAUGAUUACGGUUUCAGCCAGGAGCUGGAGGGUGAAGCGCACGGUGGUACUACCUUCUGUGCGUUGGCUGCUCUGCAGCUGAGCGGGCAGCUGGAUCGCCUGCAUGCUGCCACACUAGAGCGCAUAAAGCGUUGGCUCAUCUUUCGCCAAGUGGAUGGAUUCCAGGGACGACCCAAUAAACCGGUGGACACAUGCUAUUCCUUUUGGAUUGGUGCCUCCCUCUGCAUACUGAAUGGCUUCGAACUGACCGACUAUGCCAAGAACCGAGAGUACAUACUGAGCACGCAGGACACAUUGGUAGGGGGCUUCGCCAAGUGGCCCCAGGCAACGCCAGAUCCAUUUCACACGUACCUCGGUCUCUGUGGCUUGGCAUUUACAGGUGAGCCUGGACUCAGUGCUGUGAUGCCCAGCCUGAACAUGUCUAUGGCCGCCUAUGUUCAUCUACAGCAUCUUCACGAAGUGUGGCGUUCCAAAUCCAAUGAGGGCGAGGAAGACCACGAUCUUACUUUAUCCAGCGCCGUCCAGCAGCAAUUGAAGCUGGUUGAAGACGGUGAAGCGAAAGCAACGACUGCGACUACCUCAACCUCGCCAUUGAUAUCAGCACAAUGAAUGAAUGGGAAACCGGAAGGAAUUCGCACAAAUUCACACACUAUUGUAUUUAUAUUGACCUAUUUUAGCCACGCUUUUAUAUUACAUAUUUUAUUGCAGAGUUCGUGGCGGCUGAAAUCACGAACUACUGGCUUUAUAUAGGAGUAAAUAAGUUUAUUGUACAGCAUAAACUAAUGUUAACAUUUGGUAUGAUUAAGCCUAAAAGUAAAUUAAAGCGUCCGAUGCAGUGGCAUGUAUUUACAGA
Drosophila miranda is the source of this 1561-nucleotide messenger RNA. It is a transcript of the gene betaggt-I, whose product is annotated as geranylgeranyl transferase type-1 subunit beta. The transcript is spliced from 4 exons. NCBI's taxonomy places the organism in Eukaryota, Metazoa, Arthropoda, Insecta, Diptera, Drosophilidae. The record is from RefSeq and is a predicted model, not a curated record. Gene Ontology annotation, molecular function: CAAX-protein geranylgeranyltransferase activity. Gene Ontology annotation, cellular component: CAAX-protein geranylgeranyltransferase complex. Gene Ontology annotation, biological process: protein geranylgeranylation. Bases 118 to 1317 code for a protein of 399 amino acids.